AUGUAUAAUUCAAUGAAAACAAGACAUAGAGUAAAGUCAUCAUCUCAGCCCUCAUCUAGUAACACAACCCAAGCUUCACAAAUAUUAAGAUCCAGCAUAAGUAGUCAAGUUUCAACUCCGAAAACCCCUAAAAUUUCAUUAACUCCUCCUUUAAGAGUGAGCCAGCUCUUUAAGGGGACGAAUUAUAUUUGAUUUUAAAAUAUCAUAUAAAAUUAUACAUACGGGAAACAUUGAUGCUGGUUAAUCCUAUAAGUAUUCUAUUUCUUCUUCAAAAUAAACCAUUUAAAGAAAAAAAAAUCAGAUAUUGGCUAGGAAGUAAAUAACAAAAUAUAUAUUAAAAGUAUACAUAAAAAAUAUUUUUCGAAUUUAAAAAAACCCAAAUAUGGAAAAGGAAAAUUAAAUUUAAUCUAUAAAAUCAUGAAUUAUAUAAGAGAGAGUAAGCAGAAGAGCAAUGACAUCUUCUUCUAAGUCAAGUCCCAAUCAAAAUCCAAUUUCUGUUAUAUCCAAUAGCAAUAUUGUGAGCGCUUUAUUAAAAUCUGAUAGAGAAAAAAUACCGAAACUGCUUGCUAAAAGUAGUGGUGUGUCUUAUAUAUUAGAUCCAAUAUCAAAAAUGCCAAAAUCCAGCUCACCUGAUUUAUACGAAGCAUUAGGGAUAAUUUCUGAUUUUGACUUAUACUGUUACUGUACUUUUAUCAUUCUUUAAUCCUUUUAAAAUUUAUUAAUUAUUAUUCUACUAUUUAAAGCUAAAAUAAUGUCUACUAUAUAUCUGAUUCAGAACAACCUAAGCCUAUGCAUCGAUCUACAUUAUCAAUUCCUAAUUUAAAAACAUCUGAAAACAAAUAUGCUUAAUUACAUAAAAAAAAUAUUUAAACCCAUAAAAAAUUUAAAAGCCUAAUUUAUAAUAAAAUACCAUAUUCAUCCCCAGAAAAAUUCGAAUUUGGUGCCCCAGCCGGUCGAAAAGAUGUCGAAUUGUUAGCUGAAUGGGUCGACAGAAUGCUUCUUAAGCUUGCCGAAGAAACUGCAGAGCCUGAAAAAAUGCUUGAAGAAACCAACAGAAUAUAUACCACAUGUAUAAAUGAAAUUAUCCGACAAAUUACUGUACAAUGCAAAGAAAGAGGAGAGCUGAUCACAACUAUAUGAAAAGCCUACCAAAAUGUUUUUGAAAGAGCUUUGAGAAUUAGCCAAGCUAAACUAAUGCUCACCAAUGAAGAGCAUAUGAAUGACAAAGUAAGGCUCCAAAACCAUUAUAAAGAACAGAUAGCACAGAUGGAAAGGCUUAUAGAAAAACUCAAUGAAAAUGUGGAGCAGCUGCAUAGAGAUAUAAAAUUUAAAGAUGAUACUAUUAUGGUCAAAACUUUUAGAGAAGAAAGAUUGACAACUACACUGCAAACUAUUCAGGAGCAUUAUAAAGCUAUAAAAAAAGAAAUUCUUAUAAUAAAAGAAGAUAAUAGAAUUUUAUCUGCAAAGUUAAAUUCGACCAAUGCUAAAUUCAAAACAGACUUGACUUAAAUUGUUAAAAGGUAAGCUUGAGCCAUAAUUUUUAAGCGCUGAGGAUCUCAUUAAGGAGAUUCAACAGAUUUGUGACCUGAUUUCACCAGGGGUGGCAGUGUCUUCUCCUUGCCUUUAGGCUUCAGUGUUUAGUGGGUGGAAGCAAGAGUUGUCCACACAAAAAUCCCGAAAAAAUGCAUUUAUGGUCGACUCUUGGAAAAAAAGGGAACCACAUAGCCUAGGGCUUAACUCCGGUUUCAACAAUGGCAAAGUGCCCAUUAGUCUAGGCAUACCUGUAGGCUUUGCUGGGAGACCCUUUCCAACUUCCGUGCCACCCUUCCCUUUGAGGUAAAAUCCAUCCUUUAAAGUGGACUUUGUCUAGGCUCUGAUACAUCCAGAAUUGCUUACCUAACAUUGCUAUCCAUUUCUGGGAUGGCAAAACCUUGCCAGAUAUAAUUAAAUAUGUGCUCGAAGGAAGUCAGCACCCGGCGGCGAAACGCUGAGACCACAUAUUUAAUUAUAAAUUCAAAACAGACAAUAAAGGCAACAUAAUCUUGGAAAAUCAUAAAAAAAUCAAACCAAAAGACGAAGGGUUCAUCAUAAGGCAGCUUACCAAAGAUCCAGUGCUUACUCCUAUAAAUGUGAUCAUAGAAAGAGAAAAUCUAGCAGAUGAAAUCACCUACAAUGAGAAUCAAGAAGAAGACGUUUUUAAGCAAGAAGACUAUAGAGAUAAAGGAAUAGACGCCCCAGUAAUAAAAACUGCUAAUGAAUUAUUGCAAACAGAUGUAGUAGACCUAUGCGGUGAAAGCAUUGGAGUAAAAGCUCGUAAGAAAAAAGCUGAGUCAGUUGUGGAGUCUGAUAAAGAAUCUAUAGGAGAUAUAAGACUUCAAGAAUUUGUUAGACCUAUUUAUAAUGAAAUAAUUUUUUGUCUCAUUUUUCUAUAGUAAAUAGAUAUGAUAAUCUUAUAUUUGUUAUAAAUAGGCAUAAUUUAUUAGACAAAGCUGAAAAAGAAGAAAUUGAUGAAUUCAUGGUGUUUAAAAAAUUAGAAGAAAAAGACGAAAUUGACAUUGCAGAUUUAAAAAGAAAGCACAAUCACGUAAAGCAAGUUGUUUAUAAUGUAAAAGAGGUAAUUGGCAAAUAGGGAUAUUUACAAAGAAAUGAACUAUCAAAACAUGCCUCAUUCGCCGCUAUUAUCAUCAUUGUACAAAGGUCUUUCUCAAGCAUUAAAAAUUUUGGUGAAGCAUCCUUUAGAAAAUAUUCCUGGAUUUGAUGAUAGUUCAGUUGUAGAAGAUGAUGCAACUUUUAAAAAGAAACAAAAAAUGCUAUUUUGUCCUAGAUUAAGUUUGCUGAAAAUCUAAUUAAAUUUAAAUAAUUAUAUAAUAAUGCAAAAAAAACCCUGCUAUAUUAAAUUAAAAAAUCAUACAAACUAUCAUAGGAAACGAAGAAGACAAAAAGGACAAAAAUCCAUAUGAAGAAGAAACAUUGUCGAUUAUCAAAAAAGUCUCCACAACUCCUAUAUUUAAACUCAAAAAAGUGAUGUUUAAAAAAAUGCUUUUAAAAUUAAUCACUCAAUUUUACGAUGAAAGAAUCCAAACUAAGUCCAAAAAAGAAGAAUUCGGUGCAUUUGUAUUCACUGUAUUAAUGAAAAAAUACGUCAUGAAAAAAGCUGCAGAAAACAGAUUUAAUCAUUUAUUAUCAAGCUGUAUGAAAUAUAGAACUAUAACGAGGGUUAGAGUUUUUGGAAGGUUUUUGGGGCUUUAUGAUAGCUUUGAUGGAGGAGACCUUGAGUUCUUUUUAGAAGCUUUGUCGUCGCUAAAUAAUUCUCCAUCUGGAAAAAAUAUCCCAAAUCAGGAAAAUUCUGAAAAACAUUUUGUGCCGUUUGUGAGGUGUGUGGAAAUUAUGAAACUUUAUGAGAAAUUUUUUUCGAAAGAAGAUUUUACCGACAUUAAAGCAAAGCUAGAAUCGCUGAAAAGUCAUGAUACAACGGGAUUUAAUAGGCAUGGUAUAAUAGAAAUUGAUGCAUUUUUAGAAAUACUUGUAGAUGCUUAUCGUAUUCAUAAAAAUCAAGCAUUAUGCUUUAAAACGGUAAUUAUCACAAAGUUCUGGAAUCACGGUUACUCUUUUUAUUAUUUUUAAUAAAAAUAAAAUUAGUCUUAUUUUCUUAUAAAGAAAUAAAUUUUGUAAAAAUUAUUUAUGAAGCUGCAGAUUUAAACGAAGAUGGCUAUCUUCAAUAUCAAGAAUUUGAUUUACUGCUAAAGCAUAUAUCAGCUCGUCCUUACUCUGUAAGCCUAGCUAGACAGCUAUUUGAUGCCUACGCCGAAACUUUUCUUUCAGAGGAAGAAGAAGAAGUCCGAGCAAUUUCUUUUGAAAAUUUAGCUGAAUUAAACACAAAACUUAGAAUUUUUUCUGGAGAAUCUUUAUAUGCAUAAUUAUGAUGAAUAGCCCAAUAAGUAGUAUUUUUAGCUAGUCAAUGUAAAUCCGUUUGCAAGAUAUUUUGUAGGCCAACUGAUAUCUAGAUAACCAAAAAAAAAUGCUUUAUCAUUAUUAUUAGUAUAUAAAAUUUCACAUGUAUCUAGUCCUGAAGAAGCUGCAGAAAAAAUCCAGCAAUGUGAAGACACCUUGGAAGAAAAUUUUAUUGAAAUUUUAUGGAGGUUUAGCGAAUGUGAAAGCUGGAACCAAUACCAAGAAGAAGUCCAGCAUUUAUUAGAAGCAAUAAAGAUGAAAAUAUAUUCACGUAGCAACCCAUAUCCAGUUUGGCUUGCAUAUAGGAUCAUUGAAGAAGAAUCGAAACGAGCUAUUGUACAUGAAAGACUAAAAAGCUUUAUUCCAGCGUUAGGGAAUUUAUUUGAAUUUUAG
Messenger RNA from Blepharisma stoltei, 4344 nucleotides. The record is from the annotation of a GenBank genome assembly. Lineage: Eukaryota; Ciliophora; Heterotrichea; Heterotrichida; Blepharismidae.